Molecule: messenger RNA, 994 nt
Organism: Dendronephthya gigantea
Lineage: Eukaryota; Metazoa; Cnidaria; Anthozoa; Malacalcyonacea; Nephtheidae
Product: collagen triple helix repeat-containing protein 1-like
Exons: 4
Coding region: 211-846 (211 amino acids)
Source: RefSeq, a predicted model, not a curated record
AACGAAGCAUUGUUCAGAUAUAAUUGUUGUUGCUUUAAUUCUUUGUCUUGAUUUUAUCCAUACUGUUAAAUGCAAAGCUAUUGCAUGUUUAUCAAUCAUAAGAGUCCAGCGUUUGCCGAUGAUUGUUGACGGUUGAAGUUUACAGAGUAUAAAUUUCAUUUCAUUCAAGGAACCAGGAAUUACGAAUCAGUGGCAUAUUAAUUGCCAGCGAUGUUUUACAGAUUUUGGAUUUACCUGUUUUGUGUCUGUUUUGCGGAGAUGGUGUUGGUCAGAGGUGCUAGUCAGGAUAAAGGAAAGACGAAAUGUGGUUCUGCAGGUAUACCAGGUAUUCCUGGUGUUCCAGGGAGUCCCGGUCGAAAUGCCGGGCCUGGGCCAGCUGGACCUCCUGGACCAAAAGGAGAUCCCGGGAAGCCUGGAGAGAGUUCGUAUGCGUCAAAUUUAAACUGGAAACAAUGUGUUUGGAAACUGAACGAUGACAAAGACAAUGGCUUGAUACAGAACUGUAUCUUCAACAAGAAAUACGACAACACCUCACUCCGUGUAUUUUACGAAGGAACACUCCGUUCAAUAGGCAAUGGCGCCUGCAAUCGAUGGUAUUUUACAUUUGAUGGCGCACAGUGUAUAAAACCAGCAACUAUUGAAGGAAUUGUUUUUGUUACAUCAACUCAAGUCAACCCUCAUCGUCACCGCCAUAUCGAAGGCUUCUGUGACAACGUUCCUAAAGGUCAUGUACGUGUAGGAUUCUGGAUAGGCAAGUGUGUGGGUAUUACCCUCGGGAAUGGUUAUGCUGGUUGGAAAUCUGUAUCUCGCAUUGUGAUCGAAGAAGUGCCACCUCCUCAAAACUGAGUUUACCAAACUAAGCCAAUUAAUAGUGUCUCUUUACUUUCACUAGUUUUAUUGCAGUAGUUAAAAUGAAAUAUUUUGUAAACGUACAACCACCGAUCAAAAUGCACAAUUUAAUAUACCUAUAGCUUGUAGCAUAAUUGAUAAUAAA